Messenger RNA from Trichobilharzia szidati, 267 nucleotides. The record is from the annotation of a GenBank genome assembly. Lineage: Eukaryota; Metazoa; Platyhelminthes; Trematoda; Strigeidida; Schistosomatidae.
AUGCGAUUAAUUGAACCAACAAAUAUUAACUUCUACAAUGCUACAAAACAUCACCCUUUGCUUCAAAAAUUAGGCCUCAGUGCAAGCAAAUGCCCUAUUGAAACAGUUUUCCUAUUGCUAUUUACUUGGAAUCAGUGUUAUCAACAUUUCGAAAAGUCAAAAUUGUUUGAACUAUUCAAUGAUGGCCCAUCAGAAACUAGUAACCCACCAAAGGCGCCUGGUGUAGUUUAUUGGUUACUUAGUUAUGACCCAGAUAUUUUCGAUUGA